AUGGAAAAAGAAAAAAGAAAAGUUCUCCUCUUUAUGGAUCAAUGCCCUGCUCACCCGCGAGAUCUACCUGUUUUUGAUCAUAUAAAAGUAGUAUUUUUGCCUGCUAACUGCACGAGCAAGCUACAACCAUUGGAUUUGGGCAUAAUACGGUGCGUGAAAGUGCAUUAUAAGAAAACUUUGAUUCGUCGAUACCUUGCUGAGUUAGAAUCAGGCAAUUCAGCUGCAGGAGAUGUAAAAAUUUCAAUUCUUGAUGCAAUGAAUAUGGUAUGCGCUGCUUGGAGAAGUAUCAGUCAUAAUACCAUAAGGAAUUGCUUUAAAAAGGCUGGAUUUCUAUUUUCUAAUGAACUUGAAUGUUCUGACCAAAUUAACGAAAAUGAAGAGGAUUUGGGAACAGAUUUUGAUGAUGAAAAAUGGCAAAUUGUAUCUGAUGGACUCGUUGGUUUCAAUGAAUUUGUUGACGUCGAUAACAAUUUAAUUACAACAGAAUUGAGAGAUAUUGAAGUCAUCGCUGAAGAAAUGGCUAAUGGUGAAGGCGAUGGAGAUUUAGAUGACGACAAUGAAGAUGAUGAAGCAAAAGUGCCUCCGAAUCACCUAAAAGCAUUGGAAGCCUUGGAUAUUGUUCGGGACUAUUUGCAAUAUAAUUCAGCUUCGGACACUCCCUUUUCACAUUUGUAUGAACUUGAAAAAUAUGUUUCUGACAUUCAUCAGCAAAAACAAAAACAGACAUCCAUUAUGGAUUUCUUUGAGAGGAAAUAA
Messenger RNA from Uloborus diversus, 756 nucleotides. Its product is annotated as tigger transposable element-derived protein 6-like. The record is from RefSeq and is a predicted model, not a curated record. The transcript has a single exon. Bases 1 to 756 code for a protein of 251 amino acids. Gene Ontology annotation, molecular function: nucleic acid binding. Lineage: Eukaryota; Metazoa; Arthropoda; Arachnida; Araneae; Uloboridae.